This is a messenger RNA of Talaromyces rugulosus, 1671 nucleotides long. RefSeq lists its product as uncharacterized. The transcript is spliced from 4 exons. The record is from RefSeq and is a predicted model, not a curated record. Lineage: Eukaryota; Fungi; Ascomycota; Eurotiomycetes; Eurotiales; Trichocomaceae. The coding region runs from base 1 to 1671 and encodes 556 amino acids. Gene Ontology annotation, biological process: DNA-templated transcription; regulation of DNA-templated transcription. Gene Ontology annotation, molecular function: zinc ion binding; DNA-binding transcription factor activity, RNA polymerase II-specific; DNA binding.
AUGUCGCAGACGCCGCGCAAAAGUGAGUCCCAACGUUCGGAAGACAGCUCUCUCUCUCUCUCUCUCUCUCUCUCUGACUAUCCUCUGCAAUUCAAGUGCGACGGCAAUAAACCGUCCUGCACACGAUGUCUGCAUCGCCAGCUGUCUUGCAGCUACACGACGGAAGGAGAUAAUCGUGGGACGGCACCGAAGUCAUAUGUACGACUGCUGCAGGCCCGCAUCGAGCUGCUGGAACGAAUUCUGCGUCUACAUAACAUCGAUAUUUACGACUCAAUGGCCGAGCUCCUGCUGCUCGACAACCGCGAUAUAUCGCUGUUAUCGGCUACAGAGCAAUCAACGUCCAGUGUUGAUCAGCUAUGCACUGCCUUCGAAGGUAUCUUGUCUCUCGACGAGGCCCUCAACUUCGAGUCAGAAAGCGAACCUCGGUUCUUUGGGCUGACUAGUGGUCGACUGAGCUUCAUGGCCAUCUCAAAUGACAAAGACAAUCCGCAUCUCAGCAGGUCCAUUCAGAGCCCAAACAUACAUAAUCAAGCUCUCGCUCGCGAAAACUGGGGCAUUCCAGAGGAGCUCGAGUCGCAUCUACUCGAUUUGUACUUUACCUGGGAGCAGCCUUGGUUUCAGGUUGUCGACGAGGCCCUGUUCUACAAGAGCAAAAAUAAUUACGGCCGCUUCUACAGCCCCUUGUUACUCAACUGCAUUCUGGCUAUUGCAUCCCGCUACUCGGACCGAAUUGAGGUCCGAUCUGAUCCCACUGAUGCUAAUACCGCCGGAUGCAUUUUCCUAGAAACAGCCGAAGUGCUGCUUCAUGUCGAUCUCAAGAGUCCAACCAUCACGACUCUCCAGUCUCUCGCCAUUCUUGGAGUGACCUAUUGGGCCGGGCUUGCACAAUGCUUCCGCUCACUUCUCGUCUCCUUUCAGCAUGCUCUCAGCGGCUUAAGCCAAAUUCUCGAACAAAUUCUAUGCACCCUUUACUCCCCAAAACCAGCUCAUGGAAACCGCAAAAGAAGCUUCUUUGACUCAUGCCUUCUCACACUAAACACCUGGCAUUACGACCUUUCACCGGAGCUGAAGCCUCUUAGAGGUGCCAUUUCGACUCGCUUUCCACAAGCCUAUACUUUGUGCAUGACCUACCAUACCAGUGUUCUUCUUCUAGCCAAACCAUAUCUCCGGGAUUCACAGGAUCUGUCACAACACCAAAUAGACGCUGACAGCAUCACCACAAAAGCAGAAGAUCUCUAUAAGGAGACAGCAAAGCAGAUAUGCUCUCUAAGUGAACAGUACCGAAAAACAUGGGGUAGCUUUCGACAAAGUCCGAUCACGGCGACUCAUUGUACUUUAUCUGCCGCUCUUGGUCUAUUUCGUACUUUAUCCCAGGAAAAAGAGAAAGAGUCUGUUGUGGAUGCCGUCUUGAAGAACUUUGAGACUUGUCUUAAAACGUUGCAGGAGCUCUCGGUCGCGUGGACACCUCCACGCAAAUACUAUCAUAACCUGCGCCGGAUGAUGCACGAUCAGAGCACAGCGGACGACCAAGUCGAAAUUAACAACUCGGAUAGUAUUACAGAACUUGGGGAUGAUUCUGGGCAAAAUACUGAUCAGGAAGCAAAUAUCGAGAGAGAGCGGACUUUUUCAACGAAUGAAAUCGGUUUCAACAGCCUAUGGCCUACAUGGUGA